ACGUUUGCCCACAUAUUUUCAUUUAAUUGUUGUCUCUGCCCUCGAAAAGAAGUUGGACUCCCUUCACUCUGCCGCUUCAUACAAUCCCCACUCCUCAUUCCACCAAUCCAAUCCAGGGGUUGAAGCUUAAGCUUAACUGCCUACAACCCGCCUAGGGUUUCCUUUCAUUCUCUAAACAAACAGAUGGUGGCUGAGCGAGGAAAGAAAUCCAAGGUGGCCGCUCCAGCGGAGGAAGACUCCGAUCCCAUUGAUGGCGAGCUUGUUCUCUCUAUCGAGAAGCUUCAAGAAGUCCAGGACGAGCUUGAAAAGGUAAAUGAAGAUGCCAGUGACAAAGUACUGGAAAUUGAACAGAAGUACAAUGAAUUACGGAGGCCUGUUUAUGUCCGAAGAAGCGAGAUCAUAAAGACAAUUCCUGACUUUUGGUUGACUGCUUUUUUGAGUCAUCCAGCGCUUGGUGAUCUGUUGAAUGAGGAGGAUCAGAAGAUUUUCAAAUAUUUGGAUUCGCUUGAUGUGGAGGAUUUUAAGGAUGUGAAAUCGGGUUACUCAAUUACAUUUAAUUUCAAGCAAAACCCAUAUUUUGAAGAUACGAAGCUGACAAAGACAUUUAUCUUCUUAGAUGAAGGAACAACAAGGAUAACUGGUACAGCUAUCAAGUGGAAGGAAGGCAUGGGGGCUGCAAAUGGAGGCAGUCAUGAAAAGAAAGGAAAUAAACGACCAGCAUCUGAUGACAGCUUCUUUAGUUGGUUUUCUGAAACACAACAAAAAGAUACGCUUGAGGUAGAGGGGCUUAAUGAUGAGGUGGCAGAGAUAAUUAAGGAGGAUUUAUGGCCAAACCCUCUGAAAUAUUUCAACAAUGAAGCUGAUGAAGAGGAUUCCGAGGGAGAAGAGGAUGAUGAAGAGGGAAAAGGUGAUGAUGAUGAGGAAGAUGAUGAUGAGGAUGGCAACGAGGAGGAUGACACUUGAUAGUUAUUUUUGCAUCUCUCUUUUGUUGGCAUUUUGCAAAUUUGUAAUGGCAAGCACAAAUUUCAGUUAUUUCCGACUAAUCACUUGGGAAAAUUUUUAUUACUGUAGCUGCACGUACCUCCUGCAGAGUUCGCUCUCUUCUGCUAUGAAGAGAUUUACACAAGUGUAGUCAUGGCCUUAGUUAUUAUAUGCAAAUGUUCUGUUUAAGGUUUCUUAACUUA
This is a messenger RNA of Coffea eugenioides, 1184 nucleotides long. Its product is annotated as NAP1-related protein 2-like. Gene Ontology annotation, cellular component: chromatin; nucleus. The transcript is spliced from 10 exons. Gene Ontology annotation, molecular function: histone binding; chromatin binding. Lineage: Eukaryota; Viridiplantae; Streptophyta; Magnoliopsida; Gentianales; Rubiaceae. Gene Ontology annotation, biological process: nucleosome assembly. Bases 184 to 963 code for a protein of 259 amino acids. The record is from RefSeq and is a predicted model, not a curated record.